AUGUCCGACGGAUGGAUAGCCUGCUUAGACGUGCCUGGCAUCUACUCAGUCACAGACUCACACGAACACACGUGUGGUCUCUCACCGCGCUGUCGCUCGUCCUCCACACACUCCGAGCAUCGCCGAUCUUCCCAAUCUCGACUCUGCAACUGCUGCUUCCCAGACCAACUCUUCGAAAAAAGGAUGACUACGACAGAGAGCGGCAAGCGCCGCCGACUGGUGGGCGUGUCCACCAAGAUGUACUUUGAUCUGGCCAAGUCCAAGUCAUACCUCGACGCCGUCCUUUCCUCCGUUCCCUCGCUCCUCGCCGAGCUGCGCGAGCCGACGGAUGUCUUUGUCAUUCCCGAUUUUGUCAACAUCAUCCCUUACGCCGAGCGCAUCGCUGCUGGCAAGGCGCCACUCUUGCUUGGUGCACAGGAUGCCCACCACGACGAUGGCGGAGCAUACACCGGUGAAGUCUCACCCAAGGUGCUCGCCCAGGCCGGCGUAAAGAUAGUCGAGAUGGGCCAUGCGGAGCGGCGCAGGCUGUUUGGCGAGACAGACGAAUGGGUUGCCCAGAAGGCCCUUGGUGCAGCACGGAAUGCCAUGGUGCCCCUCAUUUGCGUCGGCGAGGUCUCGCAAGGCGGCGGAGCGGAAAAGGCCGUCGAAGAAUGCUGGACUCAGGUCUAUCGAGUGUUUGAGAACCCAAACUUUCCAAAGGAUGCCGAGGUCAUCCUAGCCUACGAGCCCGUCUGGGCCAUUGGAAAGAGCGAGCCAGCGAGCGCAGAACACGUUGUAGCCGUCACCAAGCUGCUGCGUCAAAAGGCCGCUGAUUUGGGUCGGCCGGGCCUCGUGAGAAUCCUCUAUGGCGGCAGCGCUGGUCCCGGCCUAUUUCAAAAGCUCGAGGAGGGCGUCGAUGGUCUCUUCCUGGGAAGAUUUGCGCACGAUCCGAAGCAAUUUGUAGAAACCAUCACCGAAGUCGGCGGCGGUAGGAAGUAGUAGUACAAAUAGCAGAGGCUCAAAGUGACAAUAGAUUAAUACAUGAUUCGAGCAUCGAUGAUG
Molecule: messenger RNA, 1041 nt
Organism: Acaromyces ingoldii
Lineage: Eukaryota; Fungi; Basidiomycota; Exobasidiomycetes; Exobasidiales; Cryptobasidiaceae
Product: Triosephosphate isomerase
Exons: 1
Coding region: 1-978 (325 amino acids)
Biological process (GO): glyceraldehyde-3-phosphate biosynthetic process; glycolytic process; gluconeogenesis
Cellular component (GO): cytosol
Molecular function (GO): triose-phosphate isomerase activity
Source: RefSeq, a predicted model, not a curated record